This is a messenger RNA of Camarhynchus parvulus, 1300 nucleotides long. It is a transcript of the gene TMEM60, whose product is annotated as transmembrane protein 60. The transcript has 3 exons. The coding region runs from base 189 to 593 and encodes 134 amino acids. The record is from RefSeq and is a predicted model, not a curated record. NCBI's taxonomy places the organism in Eukaryota, Metazoa, Chordata, Aves, Passeriformes, Thraupidae.
GCGGGAGGUUCCCUGAGGCGGAGCGGGCGGGGAGGGCCCCGCGCCCCCUCAGCUGAGCGCGGGCCCCGCGGACCGGGGGAUGCGCCGGGAUCUGCGGACAGUAUUAGCUAUCAUAAUAUCCUCGUUAUGCAGAUCAUCCCACCAAGCUUGUUGCUGACAGCAAAGGCCUUCCUCUCAAAGCUGUUUAAAUGAGAAUGUCCCUGGCUCAAAGAGUGCUGCUGACAUGGCUUUUUACCUUACUCUUCCUGAUCAUGCUGGUGCUGAAGUUGGAUGAGAAAGCACCGUGGAACUGGUUCCUCAUUUUUAUUCCAGUGUGGAUAUUUGACACAAUUCUUCUCGUCAUGUUAAUUGUAAAAAUGGCUGGACGCUGCAAGUCUGGCUUUGACCCCCGCAACGGCUCCCAGAACAUGAAGAAGAAAGUCUGGUACCUCGUUGCCAUGCUGCUGAAAUUGGCCUUCUGCCUGGCCCUGUGUGCCAAGCUGCAGCGCUUCACCACCAUGAAACUGGCCUAUGUGUUCAUCCCCCUCUGGGCCCUGCUGCUCGGGGCCAUGGUGGAACUGGGAUACAAUAUCUUCUAUGUACGGAGAGACUAGGCUAGGCCAGGUGCUUUCCAGGACCAAGACUGGCACCAAACUACUAGAUUAUUACCAUUUUGCCACAAAUUUGAUCUUCAAACUAGAAAGCCAAAUGAGUCAAGCUGGAGACUUAAGCUAAAGCAGACUGAAGACUGAAAGUAGACAUGUUUCAUUUUUUUAUUUUAAAAUUCACAUAUGCUCUUGUAAAUAAAAGUAUUUGUUCAACAUAAGCUGUUCUAAUAUGAUUGCUGAUACUUGUUUCAUGGAAUAAGAUAUGGGUUCUUCACAUGCAGGUAGAAGACCUUGUCAAAGAAACCACAAAUGGUCUACCCAGAGUAUUCAGCACAUUGAGUAAUCCUGGAGUAACAUUUUCUGCUACUUAUGCUGUAAGCCAAGAAAUAACCAGUUAACAGUAAUUUCCACAAGGAGCUACAUUUGCUUUAAAAAUCAGUAACAAUUGACGGCAGGCAAAUAAGAGCAAGAAAAGGAACACUUGCUGGUUUUGAUUUUUUUUUUGGACAGUGGGAUUCCAUUACCAGUGUAAAAAUAAGCAGUUUUGUAAGCUGCUGAAACAGCCCAUAACGAGUAUGUUAACCUUAGGGAACACAGUUGGUAGCUGAGCUGUGCCAGCAGUCCUGAGAUCCAGAGAAGAGGGAGACAGUGGUGAUUCUUUUCCAAGUGAGAGAUCACCAAUGCUGCAAGAGACUGAAAAUACAGGGUGAGUA